Molecule: messenger RNA, 644 nt
Organism: Caenorhabditis sp. 36 PRJEB53466
Lineage: Eukaryota; Metazoa; Nematoda; Chromadorea; Rhabditida; Rhabditidae
Source: the annotation of a GenBank genome assembly
AUGCGUCCGCUCACCGAAGAUGAGACUUCCCUUGUAUUUGCCAAACUGGCCACGUUCAUCGGAGACAACGUCUCAAUGCUGAUCGACAGAAACGACGGAGAUUACUGCUUCAGAAACCAUAAGGUCCUUCCGUCCACUUCCCGUUCUCCCAGCCAACCUCAUAAUCUCACUUUCAGGAACGCGUUUAUUACUGCUCGGAGAAUCUGAUGCGUCAGGCGGCGUGCAUCUCUCGCGAGCCGCUGCUCUCGUUCGGCACGUGCCUCGGCAAGUUCACAAAGUCGAAGAAGUUCCAUCUUCAAAUCACCGCCCUCGAUUAUCUGGCUCCGUACGCAAAGUUCAAAGUGUGGCUGAAGCCAAACGCCGAGCAGCAGUUCCUCUACGGAAACAACAUUCUGAAGUCGGGAAUCGCCAGAAUGACCGAUGGAACUCCGACGCACGCUGGAAUCGUUGUCUACUCGAUGACCGAUGUUCCCUUGGGGUGAGCGCUCUGCGAAAAGUAUACGAAUGAGAAACGGAUUGAUUUCAGAUUCGGAGUGUCAGCCAAGGGUACCGGAGACAGCAAGAGAGCCGAUCCGACGGCGCUCGUAGUCCUGCAUCAGUGCGAUCUGGGAGAAUACCUCAGAAACGAAAGCCAUCUCAACUGA